ACAUCAGAGCAGGGAGAGUAUAAACACCAGCAGGACCUACUCUGUGCUUAAAAACCUGCGAACAGCCGCCUCCAAGUGCCUGGGGGGUGAUGUGCUGAAGUGGCACAGGGCAGAGCACCAUGAGGCUGCAGCUGGAGAAGCAGCUCCUCUUCCUCUCCCUGCUCUGCGUUUUCUCCAAGGUUUGUGCCCAGCUGUGCCGGAGACCGUGCUACUGCCCCUGGGUGCCACCCCGCUGCCCCCGCGGGUCCCCCCUGGUCCUGGAUGGGUGUGGCUGCUGCAAGAUCUGUGCCCGGCGCCUGGGAGAGCCCUGCGACUUCCUGCACGUCUGUGACCAGAGCCAGGGCCUCGUCUGCGACUACAGCUCAGCACCUGCAGGGGCAGGAGGCACCUGCAACUUUGAAGACGAUGAGGAGGGCUGCGAGGUGAACGGCCGGGUCUAUAGGGAUGGGGAGGUUUUCCAGCCCAGCUGCAAAAUCCAGUGCCGCUGCUCGGACGGGGGCUUCAACUGCGUCCCGCUGUGCCAGGAGGAUGUGCGGCUGCCCACCCCGGACUGCCCCCACCCCCGGCGAGUGGAGAUCCCGGGGAAGUGCUGCCCGGAGUGGAUCUGUGAAGCCCAGGACCAGCACCUCCUCCGGGAUGCCCCGGCAGCCGCCGGGGCAGCGUCCCCACUGCUGCCAUACCCGUGCCAGGAGUGGGGCACGGCGUGGAGCGCCUGCUCGGCCACCUGCGGGCUGGGCUUUGCCACCCGCGUGUCCAACCAGAACCGCUUCUGCCGCCUGGAGACCCAGCGGCGGCUCUGCCUGCUCACACCCUGCCCGGCGCUGCCCGCAGCCUUCCCAGCGAGGGGAAGAGGAGCUCGUUUGUAGCUGUGCCCACCGUGGAUUCACCCUGGAGCCAACGCCUCAUCCCAAAGAGUCUGGCACAAACCCAUGGCACGGUGGUUACGGUGAAGAUGGAGGAUGUUUCCCUUGGGGAAACAGAAAAAAUGAUGGAUUUGGGCUGCAAAGGAGGCUGGAAACAGAGAAUAAGGUCCCCGUGUCACCCAUCACCUGCCUCCUCUGUACACCUCGCUGCCCCAGGCAGGGUUACUGGGCAGCAUUCCAAGUUCCUUAGGCUGAAUGAAAUGGGAAAUGGGGAAAUCCUGCUCCAAGCAUAAACCCACCCAAGAAACCAGGAACUGGCCCUUUUCUGGAUCAGUGGGGCUUCUGAACAGGUGAUGCUGCUUCUCUGCCACGUCAUGCAGCUCUGCUUUGCAGGGACUUCAAGAGAGACCAUCUCCAGCUCCUGGAAGCCAAAAUCCCUAGAGGGAACCCUCAUGCCCUGGCCCCGCAGGGAGGGAGCAGCUCAUCAAACUGCACCCCACAGGUCACUGCCACACCAGGCUGAGCUGCUCGGCCCUGCAGGAGCUCAGCCAGCCCAUGGUGUCCACCCUGCCACCCAGCAGCCCCUUCCCGGCCAUGGGCAGGGUCCUCCCGAUGGCAGCUCUCGUUCACCUUCCCCUCAUCCCUCCAGAAUAAACACGAGCUCCGCCUGGCCUCCUCCUCUCCGGAGCGCUGGUGGUUUGGCAGGGCUUGGGCGAGCGGGGAGCUCAGCCAGCGGAGCACCAGACAGACCGCCCGCCGUCCAGGCACAUUCCCCGCCAGCCGGGCCAGGGAAAAGCGGGAAAAGGGGAAAACAAAUGCAAAGAUGAGCCGGGGCCGUCCCCCGAUAGGUUGGAGCUGCUCCAGCCGCGCAGGAGCCGGCGCAGGAGAGCUGCUCUGCUGCUCUGGCUGUGCUUUCUUCCCAGUAAAAAGUAAUUCUGGGCGAUGGAAAGUGAAACCCAAAUGCCCUCUAAUGGCCUCGCACAAACGUGCAGAGGGAACGCGCGUUCCACCGCGGGAAGGGCAGCGAUUUGGGUGACGUGUCCAGGUGAGAAAUGGACUUUUUAAUGCGUAUUUCCAGAACUAAAAAUAAAGAUGUGCUCAUCUAAAUGUGGUGCUUGUCUGUGCAGGGUGACCCCAGCCCUGCUGGCUCGGUGGGUGCAGGAAAGUCCUGGCACAGGGUGGGACAGCUUGGAGGCGCCUCAAUUCAGGCUGCUUAGAGUAAGAGAAGGAAAAAGAAAAAAAAGAACGUGAAUCAAAGCACUGAACAUAUUAUUGCAGUUUAUUAUAGUCUGGGUUAAACCCUUCACUCUUACCCAGCCAUAAGCUCUGCAGGGCAGGGCAUGGCACGGGCUGCACUGCUGCUGCAUCUGCAGCCACAGGCACAGCCUCUUCUCAGCCUCCCAAAAAUCAACCCCCAAACUCCCCUAUAGCUCAUCCCUCCUGCUGCCAGGCCCACACUUCCUCCAGUUGCCCUGGGCUGGGAUUUCCCCAGCAUGGUGCAGCCACCAUCACCAGCUGAGUGUGCUCCUGAGAAGGGCAGCGUAAACCAGGGCAGAUCUGGGGGUAAAGGGGCAAAAGGCUGAAUGGCAGGGGCAGCUCCUCUCCCCAGCAGCAGCAGAAAAGGCAGCAGAGCAACGAAAACUCACCCACUCCCUCAGGCCCUGCAAGAAACUGAAAAUAAAAUGAAAGUCAAGGACGUGGUUCAAUCACCUCUUGGGGCUAAAAAAAAAAAAAAAAAAAGAGAGAGAAAGGAAAAGAGAAACCUCACUGCUCUUGCAGUAAAACAUUGCCUACAAAGAGAAUUAUUUACUGCAAUCAUCUGGUGCUAAGCCUGAAUACAAAUCAUUAAUUCUGUUUGAUACAGGCACAUGGUGAACAUCCAGCAGGCAGCAAAUCACAGAACAAACAGCUUUGGUUGACUUUUUUAGUUCUCUGGUGGCCGUGCCAAGCAAGUGGUGACCUAAAGCUCAUGUAGACUUCAAAACUACCAUGUUCCUCGACCGACAUGAAUAAAACACGUUGUGGGUACUGAAAAUCCUGGUUUUAAGCCAGUUCUUGUUCAAGCAUGUUGGGACUCAGCCACCAAGGCUGGGUGAGCUGCCAGGGCUGUCACACACUCCCAGAUCCUGCCCAGCCACCUCUGGGUGAUGGCAAAAAUCAGGAGGUCACUUUUGAGGCAGAAACCUGCAAUUCUCAUCUUGACAAAAUGACUCAACACACCUCUGCUAUAAUUAUCUCUUUUUUUCCCCUGCAGAAUGUCUCCCUGAUUCACUAAGCAUCUAAAUAAUGAAUUAAUGAUUCCAAAUAAAUCAGAGUUAUUUUUCCCUAUGAAUACAGGGAAAUCAACUCUUGCAAUUUGAUUGCCAGUCUCACAAUAUUUCCCUCUAAAGCCCUGCUACCCUGGAAACGUGGUUAUUUGAGGCUCUGACGCAGGGUCCUGGCUCUGCCUGCUCGUGUGGGGCAACAGACAAAUAUUCCACCCCAUCCACAGGUAACGUGUGAACUUAAAAAUCCCCAAACCAAAAGAAAAUUCACUCCUGUCCUCAAGGCACAAGGCCACAUCUGCACACAGCCUGGGAUCUGCCAACCACACUCCUGAGCCAGUGAGGAGCAGCAGAUUUCUCAGCUCAUUUCUGUGCAAGCACACGCAGCAGCUGAAGGAAAACUGUCUUACUGGAUGAGUAAACAACAUGCAUCAGAAUUUCUUUUCCAAGCCAUUCUCAUGACUGAUGAUUUUUAAAUGCACAGAGUUGGGUGAGAGAGGGCUGGAUGAGCCCCUUGUUAAAGCGAAACAUUUUCAGAAACUGAGCACACGAAUGCAGUGCUCAAUUUAACAAAAAAAAAAUCAACUAGAUCAAAUGUGGUUUUUUAUUUUUCCUGGAAACACAUGCUUCAGGUUCUGUGUUUGCAGGAGCUGUCUUGGCCCUGUGUUCUCAUCCUGACAUCAGCACUGCUGUUGCCUGCCAGAGCCAGGAGCAGAGGGGACUGUCCUCAUGCAGGAUGCUUGGGCAGAGCUGGCAGGAGCACCUGUACUGUGAGGGAAACCAUGGGUCAAGUGAACACCUAAAGCACACAGAAAGCAGGCAUAAGAGAAAAGCUCCAUGAUUGUGCCUCCAGCGGCUCCAGGGAACAGGGGAUGUGGAGGGCAUGGGGCUCCAGCCAUUCAUGGGCAGUGCUCCCCAUGCCCUGCCCUGCUCCUCUCUUCCCAUGGCUCUGAGCUUUCAUUCUCGGGCCAGGGAAAGCUCUGCCUUCAUUGGUGAGAGCAGCUCAUGGACCUUCCCAUGAUCACAGAAGUCCUCCUAGCCAGCUGCUGUCUCUGCCUCAGCUUCCCCAAAGGUCGAUGCUCUGGGACAAAGGGAACUGUUCCCACUCUCUUCCUCUCCUCUCGCUGCCCUUCCACACCUCCAUAAAGUUGCUCUGCAAGUGCCACCCCGAGGCCAGGCUGCAGGACAGCUGAAGUGCACAGGGGUGAAGGGGGCAGGAGCAGGGUGGAAUCCCUUCCCUGAGGGGUGCACCCCCGUGGAGCCCCUCUGCUGCUGUCACUCCAGGAGCACAGACCCACCCGAGCCUCUAGAGACCGCAGAAAAGCCAUUUCCUCACCACACGGAAACAGCUUCUAUAGUUCACGUUUUCGGUGGCACGCCCACAGCAGUGAUUUUACUAUACAGUCAGGAAAAAACACACAAUGUUUCCCACCGCUCAACUGCUCCAGCAAGCACUUUCUGAAGUCAACAAUCGCACUGGUACUCCCAACACACAGCUCAGCACCGCCCCACCUGCGUCCUGGGCUUCCCCGGAGCGCCGUGCCCGGCGUGGUCCAGCAGGGAUGUUCUGCUCCCGAGGAGGGAUGGAUGCUCAGCCGGGCU
This is a messenger RNA of Prinia subflava (tawny-flanked prinia), 4729 nucleotides long. It is a transcript of the gene CCN5, whose product is annotated as cellular communication network factor 5. The transcript has 5 exons. The coding region runs from base 120 to 866 and encodes 248 amino acids. Gene Ontology annotation, molecular function: heparin binding; integrin binding. Gene Ontology annotation, biological process: cell adhesion; signal transduction. Gene Ontology annotation, cellular component: extracellular matrix; extracellular region. The record is from RefSeq and is a predicted model, not a curated record. NCBI's taxonomy places the organism in Eukaryota, Metazoa, Chordata, Aves, Passeriformes, Cisticolidae.